Messenger RNA from Musa acuminata subsp. malaccensis (wild Malaysian banana), 2315 nucleotides. The record is from RefSeq and is a predicted model, not a curated record. NCBI's taxonomy places the organism in Eukaryota, Viridiplantae, Streptophyta, Magnoliopsida, Zingiberales, Musaceae.
AGAACAAUCGCUGGAGUGUGGCAUAUGUGAAGGGAAUUUUCAUUCUGUGGAUCUUAAAUUUUUUGACUAAUGCCAUUAAAUCUAAAAGCUUUAGUAUUGCAUCUAAAAGCUUAGGUCGUCAGACAAGACAUGAUCUAUGUGAUUUAGAUUCUUAACACUCCUUAUCCGGGUCCUAGAUUAGUGUGAAUUUAAGACCUUAUGCUCUGAUACUUUUCCCUUUUUUUUUUUUUGUCAAAGUCAUUGCAUCUAAAAGCUUUAGUUAUUAGAUGAAUCAUUUGUUGAAUUAUAUUCUUAAUGGUGGAAGUAAUUCAUGGUGUUUGUAAAUGGUGGCUUAUGAAUUUAUCUUUUCAUAAUGUUAAAGAAAAAACAAUGACUUGAUUGAAGCACUCUACUUUUUGUCUUUUUUUUUUCUUUUUUGGGUUAUUGGUCUUUUUUUUUUCUUUUUUGGGUUAUUGGUCAUUUAGGAGAGUGGUGUACACUGGAAUUCAUCUACAAAUAUAUUUUCGACUUAAAUAAAGAUGUCCUUGAUUGAUUACGGACCUGUUUAUACUGUAAGGACCUAUUUUGAAUUGUUUAUAAGGACUUAUUUGUAAAUAUGAGGGUAUAUUUAUAAAUUUAGAUAAUUACAAGGACAAAAUUGUAAAACAUACAAAAAAAUAAUAAAAAGGGGUUUCUUCCACCACCUCUUACCUCCAUGCCUUCAGCCUAAAGGAACCAAAGGAGGCUGCAAUCGGUGGAGACGAAAAAGGGAGAAGAGAGAAGAAGAAAAAGAAGGGGAAGUGGUUUGACUUAGGGUUUUUGGAUCCAUUCCUCUUAUUUGGGAACAAACUCUUCUAAGGAAGCUAGAAUGACGAGGCCAUCGGGUUCUUCGACUGCAUCUUCUUCUGAUCAGUUGAGUGAGAUUAUGAGAACUCUUGAGACUAUGUUAAAUGUGAUGCAACAACUUCAACAAGAAAGAAAUUGUGGAGCAAAGACCUCAAAUCAGACUGGAUUGGGAAUAGAACAAUUUAAGAAACUUAGUCCUCCCAGUUUCAGUGGUGAACCUGAUCCAAUGGUGGCAGAACAAUGGAUGAUGCAAAUGGAGAAAAUAUUUGAUGUCUUAAAUUUCUCUGAUGAUCAAAAGGUUUCUUUUGCCACCUUUAUGUUGGAAGGAGAGGCUGAGUACUGGUGGAAAACAAUAAGGAGAAUUUCUGAAAUUAGACAUGAGCAUAUCACUUGGAAGGUAUUUGUAGAAAAGUUUAAUGAAAAGUACUUCUCAGAUUAUAUUAAAGAGCAGAAAGAAUUAGAGUUUUUAAAUCUUGUUCAAGGAAAUUUGACAGUAGCAAAAUAUGAAGCUAAAUUUAUUGAGCUUUCCAGAUUUGCUACUUAUAUAACUGAUGAUGAAUCUAGAAAGGCAAAGAGAUUUGAAAGGGGACUAAAGCCAGCAAUAAGGAGUUGGAUAUCAGUCUUAAAGCUUCAAACAUAUGCUGAUGUGGUAGAAAGAGCUAUGAUAAUCGAAAAAGACAUAGAAGAGAUUCAGGAGAUCAGGGGCAAGAAUGACAAAGACAAGUUUACUAACAAAAAUAAGAGAGGAAAGGAAUCAAAAAAUGGUAAUAAGAGGAUCAAGACAACUAGAUUUGAGAAAGAGAAGCCACCACAAAGGACUCGGUCAUGUGUAAAAUGCAGGUUAAAUCAUGAAACAAGUCAGUGUUUUCGAGUGAUUGGAGCUUGUUUUGCCUGUGGGAAGUUGGAUCAUAAAAUAAAAUAUUGUCCUCUGAACGAGAAGAAAGAGCCACUGCCUCCUGCAUCAUCAACCCGUACUAGAGUGUCUGCUAUCGCUGAACAGGAUUUCAAAGCUUCUAAGUCAAUGGUUGAAGUUGUGCAGAGAAUGGAUACAUCCAGUCCUGCAGUUCUUGUUAAAGCAGAGAUCCUAAAAAUGCCUUGGGAACAGAGAUUUUGAGGUGUGAUUCAAGUGUUCUCAAGCCAUACUGGGUCAAUCAGGGCAAUCCACUUCUGGGCAUCAGCUAACAGUGAAGGACUCUCAGGCCUUUCCUCUUAUCACAUUUAGUGGGGGUCAGUGGUCUUGCUAAUGGCAAUCAAUCAGUUUGUGCCAUCAUAUGUACUUAUAAAGAAGUCUUUCUUUUGUUGUUUUCUGGUGUAAUGAGUGCUUAUUCGUAGGCAGCUUAUACAAGGCAUAAAAGAGUAUUGUUAGUAAAAUAUGUUUUUUGUCUGUGAGAGAAAAAGUGUUGUCAAUGUUUUGUCUCGUAAAACAUGCAAGCGUUUGGGACAGAAUUGUUUCUUACGCAGAAGAAAAUAUUGAAACAGUCACGUCUUCA